AUGGCUAUGGCUGCGGCUUUGGCGGGCAUGGCAAUGGAUGAGGUUAGGGCUAGCGCGGCUUGGGUCGCCGCUCGCUCGUCUCACGUCACCGUCGAUUCUGAAGCGAUUGAAAGAGUUGCAGACAACAUGCACGACAAAAUUCCAAAGAUAGAAUGGGAUUUCGAAGGGAUUCACUAUUUUGACGACGGCCCUCUCACCGUUCAGUACCUCUUUGUCCUCGACGCCCUUAAUUUUUGCUUCUGGCCUGAUAAGGAUUUAAACUAUGAUGAUCUGGCUUCUGGGUUGAAGGCAGCUCUGGAGAAUGACAAAUCCGUAUUUGAUGCUGAUCGACUGCAGAAGUACACUGGUCCUGAAUUGCGGAAAUUGCUGAACUGGCCAAGGCCCCUUCCUUUGGAGGAUGAGCGGGUUCGUUUGCUGCAUGAGGUUGGAUAUGAACUGGAAAGAAGUUUCGGUGGUAAGGCUUCCAACCUGGUGAAGUCCUGUGAGAAAUCAGCUUCCAUGCUUGUUGCUACAAUUACCAGUCACUUUCCUGGCUUCAGAGACCAUUCAGUUUACAAAGGGCACCAAGUUUUCUUCUACAAAAGAGCUCAGAUAUUUGCAGCGGAUCUGUUUGGUGCGUUCAAGGGCCAGGGAUACGGAGAUUUCCAUGACAUAACCUCAAUAACUAUUUUUGCUGACUACAUAGUUCCUGCUGUUCUAAGGGAGCUUGGGGUUUUAAUUUAUCAUUCUAAGCUUGCCACCAUGAUUGAUUCCGAAAGCGAGAUUGCUGCUGGAAGUGAAGAGGAAGUUGAGUUACGGGCCUGCUCCAUAUAUGCUGUCGAGAAGAUGAGAGACUUAAUUCGUCUCAAAUCCGGAAAGCAGGUGCUGACGGUGGAAUUGGAUCUGUGGCUGUGGGCUUAUGGCGUUCAACGCCCCUCUCUACAACACCACAGAACUCUCUCAAUAUACUACUGA
Molecule: messenger RNA, 954 nt
Organism: Linum trigynum
Lineage: Eukaryota; Viridiplantae; Streptophyta; Magnoliopsida; Malpighiales; Linaceae
Source: the annotation of a GenBank genome assembly